Branchiostoma floridae (Florida lancelet) is the source of this 1260-nucleotide messenger RNA. RefSeq lists its product as uncharacterized. The transcript has 2 exons. The record is from RefSeq and is a predicted model, not a curated record. Lineage: Eukaryota; Metazoa; Chordata; Leptocardii; Amphioxiformes; Branchiostomatidae. Bases 1 to 492 code for a protein of 163 amino acids.
AUGGCCUUAAGCCCUGAGCUGGCGGAGAUCUGUUGGGUGACCCACCGCGGGAGUUUCUGCCCGCGGUACGGAGACGACCCCCGCAGGACGCACUGCUGUCUGGUCGGGGACAAGGUGGAGUGCUGCCUGCCGUCCUCCAACACAACCUCCGCUGGGCACCUCAACGGCUUCGUCUACAUGAACCUCAAAGCCAUAGACAUCCACAUGUUGGUGCUAGUCGGCUGGUGUCUCUCUCUCAUCAUCAUCAUCAUUGUGGUUCUGGUCAUCUGCAUCUGCCGGGGCCGCUGUACAUGCCACAGGAAGCCGGGGCCGCAGCAGCGCACGGGGGCGGGGAAGGCUGCCUCACACCCCGCCCAGGGUCCGGGACAGUCCCCUGACAUCGCAGACCGCCGCCGUCUGCUGUCUGUCACCAACUGGUUAGGUACCUCGGAUAGCGCCAGGCCAAGUCUAACGCCCUCUAACGCUACCGACAUUGAGAUGUAUGACUGCUAGUAUUACCACGCAUGGGAAGGCUAGUUCACCUUUAUCCGCAGGGUGACCUAUAUCCGCUGUAUUUAAAAUCAAGGUACCAGCAUUAAGUGAUUGCAAGUCAACGUACGGUGGUUUCAAACUGCGAUAUUUUGAAAGUAUCAAAAUUUGAAACCACCGUCAGUCGACUUUAUAUCACUACGCCGUUUUUCCAUACAAUGGAUAUUAAGUACCUGUGGACAAAGGAGAACUGAUGUUACAUCAGUGUCCGGUACGUCUGUUGAUAUAUGUUUCCAUGUGGGUAAAUUUAGACAGAACUGAGUCAGCUUACACUUUUGUUACAGAUCGAUGUAUACAUAUAUGUGUCUUAUGUGACAGAGACCGACGGAGAAACAAAACCUUGUAACUUCAUCUUUAUGCAAACCCAAGCUUUAUUUGACAACAGUAUGAUAGGGCUAAUCAACGAAAGGGUUUACACGUAGAUGCAUAUCAGUAAGUAGCAAAUGCCAGAAAAAGGAACAUUCGUCUUGAUCAUGUUGUGAUAACGACGCUGAACACAGGUGUUCAAAAACUCCAGUUAUUUAGUCUGGUAUUUUCUCAGUGAUCCAGCUACAACUUUGUUUUUGACGAUAAACCCUCAGUUGGAAGGGUUUGAAUUUAAGAUAACUUAAGCUGAGAAAACAAUUGAAACUGUGGAUGUGGAAUUUAAAUCUUACACACUGGUUUCUAAUACCCCCCUCACAUUAGGCGCGAUUCGAUCGAACGACGAAUCUGCGAGCUCUAAAUUACGAG